Messenger RNA from Venturia canescens, 3579 nucleotides. Its product is annotated as prohormone-2-like. Bases 209 to 1312 code for a protein of 367 amino acids. The record is from RefSeq and is a predicted model, not a curated record. Lineage: Eukaryota; Metazoa; Arthropoda; Insecta; Hymenoptera; Ichneumonidae. The transcript has 9 exons.
CAUCCCGACACGUUCAUUCCUACCCGGAGCCUCGUCCUGGAUACACCGCGAGAGCCGAGUUCGAGGGAGACUCCAAGUCGGCAGACAUAAAUAAACUUUGCUUCGACAGUAGCUUUCAUCGCGAGGUUGAAGAAGAUCGGCUGCGAAUAUUGAGCUUUUGCUUUGACUUUCGGUUUUGACAAAACACUCGUCCGCCCACCGAGCUAAGAUGAUUUCUCAUUGCUCAUGGAUGUUGCUGCUGGGGAUCCUGGUCGUAGCGGCCGAAUCCUUGAGCACCGGUUUGAUGGAAGACGUGUCAAAAGCCGAUCAAGCGAUGCGGCCAAAAGCUAAACGCGUCCAGGAACUUUUGAUGUUUGGCAAUCAGCAGAACCGUAGAGCUGACAGCGUCGCGGCUGCGGUAGCAGCCGCAGCCGCAGCUGAUUCAAAUACCUUUACCUCGAACACCGAAAAAAGAACAUUGGACACUUCCGGUCUCGAGGAUGCGAAAGUAGCCGCGGACGAAUCUUUCAGCAAUUCGAAACAUCCGAGCAACCCGACGUACAACAAAGAUCAGUUCUAUGGAUACGAAAAGGUUUUGUCGAACGAUUUGUCCUCGAGGAACUGGAAUUUACCUUCGUACGAUCCGUACAGCAUUAUGCAAGACGAUCGUCGCAAGCGAUCGGAAAAAUCGGCGCCGACCCAGCUCCCUGCGUCAACAACAUCGACCCCGACAUCCUCCUCGCCUACGACGACUGAGGCCAUCCCGGAGCCUGUCGCCCAGGCUAAGCGGAGCAUUCCGGUUUACCAGGAACCCAGAUACAAACGCGGACUCGAUCGCGACGAUUUUCUGACGCUCCUAUCGCUCUGGGAAAACUCACCGCGCAACCGCAACUGGCGCAAUUAUGGAAACGACGAGUACGAAAACGUGGAGGACGACAGCAGCGUCAUGGGGUUGGAUGAAGAGGAUCCGAGAAAUGAUGGAGGGUGGGUGGCGAUGGAGCCUCCCCGUCACUUUGGUACCGCGAUGCACGGGCCGCAAGCUGUUUCGCCCUUCGACAUUGGAAUCCCCCGAACCCAUCCGGUGAAUUACUACGAUCAGCUUGACAAUCAGUACGCCACGCCUUACGAGACUUCGCAAUACGGUGGAGCCCAAUACGGUGCUCUUUAUCCGUCGCAAUCGUACUAUCCACCGGAAAAAAGAUUCCUCGUUGCUCGAAAACGUUCUCAGGCUUACGAUUCCUACAACGGUCGUAACGACUUGGCGAGUCUCUCACGACUGAUGAGUUCGCAGCCUCAGGUUUAUCCGAAUUAUCCCCACCGUCUUAUCUACUAGACUCGAUCGUAUACCGGAGAACGAAGACGAAGAACGAUUAAGUUGAUGGAUCGGAAAGAAGAAAACAAAAUGGCAGCUCGAACGUUUGUUGAAAAUUCGAGGGAAAACAAAAAAAGAAACGAAAAAAAAAAAAAAGAAACAACUCGCGUACCGACGAUGAUUGUUUUUUUUUUCGACCUUAUUUUUAUGGUUAAAUCGUGCUAUCGCCUGAUGAACGGGUUCAUCCUCUGUGUAUCGAAGUUUAAGCUCGUAUAAGUCGCUACUUCAUUCACAAAAAACCAACUAUUACGAUACGAAUAUUCCAACAGAAUAUGAGAGAAAAAAAACGAAAAUCAACUUUUCGAUGCUCGAAAAUCGCAGGAAAAAACAUUUAACGAAGGUGUCAAAGCACUGGCAAUCUAUUUAUUUGGCAGUGAUAAACGAGCUUCUCACAUAUUUACUCGACGAAAAUAUUCGCCUUAAUAUUCGCUGUUGGCUCGAAAAGCAAGAACAAACCAAAAAGAAAAAAAAAAACUAAAAAACCAAGUGGACAAAAACAAAAAGAUCAAUAUUCGUGCGAAGUUCCUCAUCGUUUUUAUUCCUUCACACAAAAUACAUACGAUAUAUGUAUAUGUAUAUAUAUAUAAAUUUAUAUAUAUUUUUGUCUUGUAUUAUAACUUAAUAACGGAUAGACUCGACGCGGGGACGUGACGAAUUGAACUUUGUAGUUGUACGGAAAAAAAAAAGAUUGUAAGAAUUUAAAAAAAAAAACAAAAAAGCCACAAUGUUUGAAAUCUGGGAAAAGUAAAUUAGAAAAUUAGUGCAUAGCAGUGUCUUUGCCCGCGCAUCUUUCGGCAAGAUGUGACAAGAAUUUUUUUAGAAAAAAAAUCGAAACACUACAGGCUCUACAACCGAAUCUACUUCCGACUUGUAUAAGAAAGGCUUUGCGAUACUCGCGAAGCACUAACAGAUGAAGAAAAAUCGAAGAUAUUCUGACUACCUUAAUCGAAGGCAUUUCAAUCCGAUGAGCCCGACUAGGUCGUCAUUAUCGUUAAUCCAAAUUUUUUAAAUCCCCCGUUCCCCCGUCACCGGGGACGUGGAUGGUUGAUUAUUUGUCAUGGUUUUUUUGGCAGCGAGGUUUUUAUCAUUUGAAAGGAAUUUGGGACGGAUCGGAGUGGAGUGCCUCGAGUCCGCGAGUCGCGUAAUGCAAACUGAAAAAGAUGCAUCUGUCGUUCUGUGUCAAUUAUUUAUACAUACGCGUGUUUUAAAAUCGAGCCAACACAAUGAUCGGGGGGCCCCCGUUUUUCGAUGCGCGUCGAGUUUUGCGGUUGCGAUAUCGAUUUUGCAAAAAUUCGCAAUAUUUUUGGCGAGUCGUGCAUUCAAGAUUGCAUUUAUAAGAGAAACGAGGAAACGAUCAAGAGUGAAAUUCGUAGAGAAGAAAAACAACAAAACAAAAGGACCAUACCAAAAGUCGAAAAUUUGCGAAUUUUUUGCGUAAACCCGAUUCUCAUGGCGAAUGUCACCACGCGAUAGUAAUUUUUACUCCAAAAAAACAAACUUCCGCGACAUAGGAGUCUAUCGACUUAUUUGUAGACUUAAAUUUUGCAAAUCUUAUCCUGCAUAAUGGUAAAAAGUACACGUUUGCGUUGAAAAUGAGGAGAAAAAAAAACAGAUAAAAUACAAGAUCGCGAAGUGAUUUUCUCCGGGAGACGCUCGAUCAUUGUAAAAUGUUUAACUCAAACGCUGGCCAAUUUCGGAUUAUAUAAAGUGUAAAAAUUAAUGCGCAGCCUUCGUAGAUACCUUCACGAAUGAAUUUCACGGUGAAAUAUAGUGAGAACCUAUAGCCGUUUAUAUUUUAUUCGAUUCGCGUAAUAAUAUAUAUUUUUGUUGGUAAAAUUAUAGUAUUUUUUUAACGAACUUUUAAACGAAAAAAAACGUCAAUGUACGAGAUACUUAUUAUAGUGAAACUGGAACUAGUGCAUUGAUUUAUUAUACAAAUGUUUACUAUUCGAUCAUACGCGUACAUGCAUAUAUAUAUAUAUUUGUAGAAAAAAUAAAUAUAUAUGUAUAAAGAAUGGUAAUCAAUGUGAAAACGUUGCAACUUGUGACAUAUCAGAAAAACAAACAACAAAAUUCAUGUGUUUUUUCGUUUUUCUUCGUUUUUUCCAUACGACUACUUAUUGUGGCUUCAAAACAUUUUACAAAUACUUCUUGAAUGGGAAAUCUGACAUUACUUAUGACGUCACUUUGUCACCGGAAAAAUAUAUAUAUACGAGGUAUUAUCCGAC